This is a messenger RNA of Jaculus jaculus (lesser Egyptian jerboa), 3838 nucleotides long. RefSeq names its product transmembrane 9 superfamily member 4 (gene Tm9sf4). Gene Ontology annotation, biological process: protein localization to membrane. Gene Ontology annotation, cellular component: membrane. NCBI's taxonomy places the organism in Eukaryota, Metazoa, Chordata, Mammalia, Rodentia, Dipodidae. The record is from RefSeq and is a predicted model, not a curated record. Bases 175 to 2109 code for a protein of 644 amino acids. The transcript has 18 exons.
CUGAGACCGCGGUGCCGAGAUCAGGGUGUCGAGCAGAAGUCAAGUCUCUGUUGCCUCUCCACAAGCACGACGACACGCGCGAGGAAAGCGAGACAGCCGCCUCGCGAAGCCGAAGCCUGUAACCAGGGGAGCGCCACUUCCGCUGACGUCAUCGCGGCGACACGUGGAUCCAAGAUGGCGGCGGUGAUGCAGGUUUGGUGGCUGCGGUCCAUGCUGCUUCUCUCUUUCACGUAUGAUACAAGCGCCUUCUAUGUGCCUGGGGUUGCACCAAUAAACUUCCACCAGAACGACCCUGUGGAAAUCAAGGCUGUGAAGCUUACCAGCUCUCGAACCCAGCUACCUUACGAAUACUACUCGCUGCCCUUCUGUCAGCCCGUCAGAAUAACCUACAAGGCUGAGAAUCUGGGAGAGGUGCUGAGAGGGGACCGGAUUGUCAACACCCCUUUCCAGGUUCUCAUGAACAGUGAGAAGAAAUGUGAAGUGCUGUGCAGUCAGUCAAGCAAACCAGUGACCCUGACGGUGGAGCAGAGCCGGCUGGUGGCUGAGCGCAUCACGGAAGACUACUAUGUUCACCUCAUUGCUGACAACCUGCCCGUGGCCACCCGGCUGGAGCUCUACUCCAACAACCGUGACAGUGAUGACAAGAAGAAGGAAAAAGAUGUGCAGUUUGAACAUGGCUACCGGCUUGGCUUCACAGAUGUCAAUAAGAUUUACCUGCACAAUCAUCUUUCAUUCAUCCUUUACUACCACCGGGAGGACAUGGAGGAAGACCAGGAGCACACAUACCGUGUCGUCCGCUUCGAGGUGAUUCCCCAGAGCAUCAGGCUGGAGGACCUCAAAACAGAUGAGAAGAAUUCAUGUACCUUACCUGAGGGGACCAACUCCUCACCCCAAGAAAUUGACCCCACCAAGGAGAAUCAGCUGUACUUCACUUACUCUGUGCACUGGGAGGAAAGUGACAUCAAGUGGGCCUCUCGCUGGGACACUUACCUGACCAUGAGUGACGUGCAGAUCCACUGGUUUUCUAUCAUUAACUCUGUCGUGGUGGUCUUCUUCCUGUCAGGCAUCCUGAGUAUGAUUAUCAUCCGAACCCUGCGGAAGGACAUCGCCAACUAUAACAAGGAGGAUGACAUUGAAGACACUAUGGAGGAAUCUGGCUGGAAGCUUGUGCAUGGUGAUGUCUUCAGACCACCCCAGUACCCCAUGAUCCUCAGCUCUCUGCUGGGCUCAGGCAUUCAGCUCUUCUGUAUGAUCCUCAUCGUCAUCUUUGUGGCCAUGCUUGGGAUGUUGUCGCCCUCCAGUCGGGGAGCUCUUAUGACCACAGCCUGCUUCCUCUUCAUGUUCAUGGGGGUGUUUGGUGGGUUCUCUGCUGGCCGUCUGUACCGCACUCUAAAAGGCCAUCGGUGGAAGAAAGGAGCCUUCUGUACGGCGACACUGUACCCUGGUGUGGUUUUUGGCAUCUGCUUCGUGUUAAAUUGCUUCAUCUGGGGAAAACACUCAUCAGGAGCGGUCCCCUUUCCCACCAUGGUGGCUUUGCUGUGCAUGUGGUUUGGAAUCUCCCUACCCCUUGUCUACUUGGGCUACUACUUCGGCUUCCGCAAGCAGCCAUACGACAACCCUGUGCGCACAAACCAGAUCCCCCGGCAGAUCCCUGAACAGCGGUGGUACAUGAACCGAUUUGUGGGCAUCCUCAUGGCUGGCAUCCUGCCCUUUGGCGCCAUGUUCAUCGAGCUGUUCUUCAUCUUCAGUGCCAUCUGGGAGAAUCAGUUCUAUUAUCUCUUUGGCUUCCUGUUCCUUGUUUUCAUCAUUCUGGUGGUGUCCUGUUCACAAAUCAGCAUUGUCAUGGUAUACUUCCAGCUGUGUGCAGAGGACUACCGCUGGUGGUGGAGGAAUUUCCUGGUAUCUGGGGGAUCCGCGUUCUACGUCCUGGUCUAUGCCAUCUUUUAUUUUGUUAACAAGCUGGACAUCGUGGAGUUCAUCCCUUCUCUCCUCUACUUUGGCUACACAGCCCUCAUGGUCCUGUCCUUCUGGCUGCUCACGGGUACCAUCGGCUUCUAUGCAGCCUACAUGUUUGUCCGUAAGAUCUAUGCCGCUGUGAAGAUAGACUGAUUGGGUGGACCAUUGCCAGGCCCACUCCAUCCUCAGACGGGAAGCACCCUGCGUGGGGAACUGCAGGCACGCAAAAUAAAAUAACUCCUGCUCAUUUGGAAUGUAACUCCUGGCACAAUGUUCCUGGAUCCCCAAGCUGGGGCGGGCAGGAGGGCCUGUAGAUAAACCUUGCAUUUUUCUUCAUCUUAUUCCAGUUCUGUGAGAGAUGAGGUUUUUUUGUGGGUUUUUUUUUUUUUUUUUUUUUUUUGUCUGCAGUAAUAAGAAAGUUCCCUCCAGCAGGACUUGUCUGACCUGUUGAUUCAGGUUCAUAUUUGGUUUGGGGAUUUUUUUUCCUUAUUAUUUUUAAUGGAUCCAGGAUGCAUAAAUGUUGGGUUUUGGUCACUGUCUCCACCUCAGCCCUUCAGGGCUGUUCACCACCCUACGACCAACUGAGGAGGGAACACCAGGGCUGCAGUGAGGGUACCGAGCCUCUUUGCCCAUCCUCACCACUGAUGCCACGAUAUGACACAGCUCUAGCCUGGACAGCAGCCUCAGUGCCAACCAACAUCUGCCGGCCACUCUCCACCCUGUUUUUUCCCCAGCCUUCCUCUCCCUUGGGCAGCCCAAGGCAGAGCCUAGACUGGUCUUCCAGCCAGGCCUUUGACCAUCGUUUUACCAGGAGCAAGUCCUGGCUGUGUUUGUUACAAGGAAUUCUGGACAUAACAGGGUCGGGUUCCCUAGGACAACAGGAAUCCCCCCAUCACAGAAACUGGAAUUUGCUGACCAACAAUGAGGAAGACACCUGCACUAAACUGUUCUUGUGCCAAGAAACCCUGGACGUGGAGGCCAAGCAUUUCCUCAUGUCUGUCUGGGCAGAGGUAGCUGAGGCCACCCGUGUGCUCGCCCCUCAGGAUCGCUCCCUAGUCUUUUCUUCAGAGGGUGCCACUUUUUUCCAAAGUGUAAUAGUGGUGGUCCUUAUCCCUUGUUUCUAGGCUUGGAGUCCCAAGAUUGCCCCCUCCCCAAAACCUUGAGGUGGCUGAACAGAGGCAUUCUCUUCUGACCCAUCCCCUGACCUCAGCAGCUCUCACUUUCAGCCAGAUCCAUGCCCUUUAUCUCCCAUCUGAGUUCUUUUUGCGACACCCAGAAAACGGUUGGAAGGAGGCUAGAAGGUAAGUUUAAUUGUUCCUUCCCCAGUUCCCAGGAUAGGCAAGAAGACCAUCUUGGAAGGAGGAGGCUCAUGGGCCUGGCCUCGCUCCUCCAGAACCCCUUACCCAGCUCCUGCCUGCCCUGUGUGAGUCACAGGCAUUGCUGUUAAGUUGCAAGAGGCCAAAUCCACCCUGGGAUUAGGGUCAUUUGCUAUGGGUCCCUGCCAGGAGACCGCUCAAGAUGCUGGUUACGCUCGAAAUGCACUCUGCCCCUCCCUGUCUCGGUCUCCCCAGGCCCUGCGAGCUCCAUCAACCCAGUGAGCUCAGUCUCACCUCGCAUGGCUCCACAGCUCCAAGCAGCACCCACCAAGAAUCAGGUUGCAAAAAAGGGAACCCAAAGAGUAGAGCAUACCAUGGGAGUCUUGUUCAUCAAAUCUUGGAUUUUUCCCUCUAAGAUUCUCUUUUGGGGCAGGGGUCAGAGUGGAGAACAGGUUCAAACAUCGUCGAUUUUUCUGACUUUUUAAAUCAUCAUCAUUAUUUUUAAUUAAAAAUUGCCUGUAUGCCUUUUUUUGGUCCAGUUGUAAAUAAAAUGCCAUUGUCCUGUU